Haemorhous mexicanus (house finch) is the source of this 2261-nucleotide messenger RNA. It is a transcript of the gene GP1BB, whose product is annotated as glycoprotein Ib platelet subunit beta. Lineage: Eukaryota; Metazoa; Chordata; Aves; Passeriformes; Fringillidae. The record is from RefSeq and is a predicted model, not a curated record. Bases 799 to 1413 code for a protein of 204 amino acids. The transcript has a single exon.
UUCUACUCUUUGUUAAAAUUUUAUUUAAUUAAUUGACAAUUACAAUUUGUCAAGCACAAAAAAAAUACUGCCUUGUUGCAGGUAUGUGUAGUUGUUCUCCUGGAGAAGUUACAGUAGCUCCUGUUCAGCAGUGGCAUGAGACUGUAACAUAAAAAAAGCUCGUUGACCUAUGUCUCCCAGCACAAGUGAUUAUUCACUGGCCUCCAUCCUCAGUGGUCAGCACCUUCACUGCAGCCAAAGACUGUUUAUUACUUCUUUUCAAGGCUGGAAAAGCUAUUUUUUACUCACGGUAACAGUAAAUUUAUUUCUGAAUCUCCUCUUGCAGUUGGCAUGAAUGAAGCUUUACUUACAGAUGUAAUCCAGAGCUAUGUUAAGGCAUGAGGAAGUUCAUAUUCUAGUUUUUGAUUCCUUGAUAGAAAUUUUCUUGGCUACCCUGAUAAUGCACCUUCAGUAGUGCUGGAAACAUAAGCAGCUCUUGUAUCCUUCUGAGGACUAGUGAAAAUGUAUUUGAUGGCUGCAGCUAAGCUUUCCAGUACCAUGUAUUCAUAUCCCUCCUCAAAUCCAGGGCUGGAAGACCAUGAAAGUUCCUUCACCUAUACUGAGAGACCAGAAUUUGCUCUCUUUUAACUCUGUUCUUUUCAGAGCUCUCACGUCUCCAGUGGAGGACACCAAAUUCACCCAACUUUAGAAGCUCAUCCUCAGAACAAAACAACAAAAGACCUUGGCUGUCGUGUCACCCCUAGAGUGUGUGGUAUCUGGUCUCCACCUCAUCCAAUCUCACCAGGGAAGUGUUUGCAGAUGAAAAUGAACGGUGGAAUUCUCCUGUCCCUCCUUGGCUUCCUCCCACUUGCGAUACCCAUAUGCCCUGUGCCAUGCAGGUGCACCACCAACAUUACUGACUGCUCACUGAAAAACCUGACUGUAGAAAACCUGCCCACUGCCUUCCGUCCCUCGGCUGAAAUCAUCCACCUCGGUUCCAACAGGCUCACCUCUAUUCCCAAUGGGCUCUUUGACAACCUGAGGAGCCUCCAGGUAGUCUACCUGCAGGGCAACCCUUGGGAAUGCACCUGUGACAUCCUCUACUUGCGCUCCUGGCUCCAGUGGCAGCAGAACCGGAGCCUGUACAGGGAUGUGAGGUGCAGCUCCCCGGAGCACCUGCAGGGCCGCAUCAUUGCCUACCUGACAGAAGAUGAGAUCGUCUCCACGUGCCAGCACUGGUACUGCAGCCUGGCUCUGCUCUCUCAGCUCUCCCUCUUCAUCCUCCUUAUCCUCCAGGGUAUCUUGGUUAUCCUCAUCGUUGUCUACCUGCAGAAAUUUCGGAGAAUGACCGCUGAAGUCCGGAGCACCACCCAAGAUCUAGACCACCAGGUGGACCCUUGGGCAUCUUCAAUAAACCCCUCCAACAAGGAUUAACAUCACGAGACAGAAGACCCUCCUCCCUUUGGGGGAUGCUGUGCCAAAGUCCUGUAGUUUGUGAUACCCAGAGGAGACAAUUUAGUACAGCAUCUAAUCCUGACUGCAGUGUGAAGCAGGACUUGAACUGAUCAGACUUUUUCUGUGUUCCUAAAGAAUCAAUCUCAUGUUUUUUCAAUGCUUUAAAUUCUUUAGCGUGAUCUUGGCUGCUUGUCUAAGCUGGAUGUUUGGUAGACUAAGGAAAUCAUAAACUACAGCAACCAGAACUGACUCAGACAGCUCAUAGGGGCUCCAGUGCUAGAUCCCUCCCCUCCUACAGUAUUCCAGCCAUAUUUCCCAGGGUGCUUCUGGUUGUGCUGGGUCAGGUGAGGACAGAGGUGGCCAGCAAACUGUUUGAGUUCUGAGCUAGGACAAUGGAGAAAUAGUUUCCUUCUGCUACCACAGAUAGCAUUAAGAGCUUUGGACUAGGGUUUUAGUCUUUUCCUGCCUUGGUUUCCCAAGUAAGAGGGAAAGGAAAUAUCUUCUUGCUUGAUGCAUCUUUUCCAAUGUUCUUCUAGGGGAGGAGGGUAUGUCUAAAAGCCCACUCACCUUAUCUGCAUCCCUUUUAGUCUACUUUAGUUUUAAUACUGACUGAAUUCAGUGAAACUGGGGCCCUGAAUCUUUAUGAGAAAUUCAUCCUGAAGACAAGAAUUGUUUGACUGUGCCUGUAUGGUGCCUGGCACAAGAGAUCUGGUCUUGAGAAACUCAAACUACAAACCCCACUGAUGUGCCUACUGCUGUUUCUGGUGUCCCUUAAUUAUUUUUGAAAUAAAGCAAAAUUUAAAUAAAAUUAUGCACGAUGAUGUAAA